This is a messenger RNA of Acanthopagrus latus (yellowfin seabream), 4542 nucleotides long. RefSeq names its product G-protein coupled receptor 135. Gene Ontology annotation, cellular component: membrane. Gene Ontology annotation, biological process: G protein-coupled receptor signaling pathway. The transcript is spliced from 3 exons. Lineage: Eukaryota; Metazoa; Chordata; Actinopteri; Spariformes; Sparidae. Gene Ontology annotation, molecular function: G protein-coupled receptor activity. Bases 838 to 2304 code for a protein of 488 amino acids. The record is from RefSeq and is a predicted model, not a curated record.
GACGGGAGCAGGUGCACAGACCCGGAGAGAUGCUCGUGCAGGAGCUCGUGCAGAAUGUGUCAUUCAUACCUGGAUUUGCUUAGAGCUGAUCACAGAGCAGUUAUUGGUGGACACGUAGGGAAGCAGACGCGGGCCGUUGCUAUGUCGUAGCCCGCUGACAGAAAUCAACAGGGUGGGAGCCGCGGGGUCUCUCCUCCGCUCCGAACGCCGCUGAGGAACGGACUUUCCUCCUCGAUCCUUCUGAGGCAUUUCAGAGGCCACGUUUCAGAAGAACUCGUGUGAGGUGCUGACAGCAGCGACACGGACCUGUGACUGGAUCCUGUCGCUGCGAGCCGCCUGCCGUGCGCUCUCCUCCGCAGGAACACAAGCGCCUGGACCGAAAGGACGCAGAGAGCCGACAUGUUGUGCGGAGGUCCCCCGACAGAAGCGCCAAAGUUUGAGGUGACACGAGGAAGAAAGGGAUCAUUUAAACCGUGGUUAUAAUAGCGGACAUUGAUAUGAUUCGACAGCAUGCUGUGACACAGUGUCCAGACGGCCUGGACACUGUGUAACGACAGACAACUUCCGGAGAAGUUAUUGAACUGCCGUGAUGUGAAGGCCACGUCCAGCCAGCCUUCAGUCAGGGUGCAGGAUGGGUUAAACUGCUUCUGGGCCUCUUUUUGUGCUGACAGAUGACUGAAACAAUAUUUCAGUGUAGGCCAGGAUAAAGACGGAGAAAUGGAAAACUGAGUUAUCAGCAGCUUGAAGCGGUUUGAAUCGAAACACACACUGACUAACCCGGAUGGAUGUGUGGGAGACAAGGAAUGAGUUUGGUUGUGCUGUUCUUGCGCUACAUCGAUGGAUUCACCUGUGAGCACGGCCCUGCGGGGCAGCAGUGGCAGCAACUACACAGCUGACACAUCUGGUCUGAGCUUCACCGAGCAGCUGGGCACCGCCUCACCUGUUGUGCCAAGGGUUGUUUCCAUAGUGACCAGCUUAGUGACCACCACCACCGAGGCCACAGCGGGAACCACAGGAAACCUAUCAGCAUUCAGGGACCAAAGAGGGAGCGAGCUCAGUCAGAUCCACCCGGCGUCGACCCCGUCAGUGCUGAGUGCUGCUGAGAGUAACUCUGUCCUGCAGGGCAUCAUGGUGGCAGCUCAGGCCCUGGUACUCCUUUCCAUCUUCCUCCUCUCCAGCCUCGGGAACUCUGCCGUCGUCAUCGUCAUCAUCAAACACAGACAGCUUCGGACGGUGACCAAUGCUUUCAUCAUGUCACUGUCGUUGUCCGACUUCCUGACAGCGGUUCUUUGUCUGCCGUUCUCCUUCGUCAUGCUCUUCAGCAAGGACGGGAUCUGGAUGUUUGGGGAUCGUUUCUGUGUGGCCAACGGCUUUUUCAACACCUGCUUUGGUAUCAUCUCUACCCUGACUAUGACUUUGAUCUCCUUUGACAGAUACUACGCUAUAGUCAGACAGCCACAGGCUAAAAUAGGGCGUCAGAAAGCAACUCAGUUGUUGAUAGCUGUGUGGCUAACUGCGGUCAUCUUCUCUCUACCUUGGUACCUGUUGGUCCGAACACCUACAGAGAUCCAUAAGCGAGGUUUCUACCAUUGUAUGUAUAUAUUCCACUCUGGGACCUCGCGCAUGGGGACAGCUUAUAGCAUCUGCCUCAUUGUUGUAUGUUAUUUACUGCCCUUCUCCCUGAUGUGUUUUUGUCAUUAUAACAUCUGUAAGACAGUUCGGCUCUCCGAAAUCCGAGUCAGGCCGGUGACAACAUACGCUUACUUACUGCGGUUUUACAGUGAGAUGCGAACAGCCACCACAGUUCUAAUCAUGAUUGUUUUCAUCAUUUUUUGUUGGGGGCCAUAUUGUUUAAUGGGACUGGUUGCAGCGAUGGGAGACUACACAUUUAACCCUGCAAUGGACACAGUGGCCAUCUGGCUAGCCUGGGCAAAUGGAGCUAUCAACCCCCUGAUCUACGCCCUGAGGAACCCUAAUAUAUCCAUGUUACUGGGGCGGAGCAGAGAGGAGGGCUAUCGGACCAGAAAUAUCGCCGCAUACCUCUCAAGCCACACCCAGAACCGGGAAAUUCGGCUUAAUCCGACAGAGAGGAUAAGGGACCGCUACGUGAGUCGUGUCGGGGUGAAUAAUAACAGCCGACUGUCAAGCUCAAGUCCUGGAAAAGGAGGUGGAGGAGGGGAGAUGGCAAUGUGGGCUUGCAAAAACCCUGCCGUGUUCUUCUGCAGGGACGGCCAGCCUGACACUGCAACACUACCCAACUCUGUCAGCGCUCCAAAGAUGAAGACGGCUGACACCAGCCUGUGAUACUGUGGACAAAUCCUUUAACCAUCUAACAGUUGUUUUCAUCUUCUCUGUAUUGUUCUUAUGAGUCUAGAGACUGUCACUAUCACCAGUGACAUUUUUGGAAAUAGCUGAUAGUAUUUAUUUGUGUUCAGCUCAUAGACUCGAGUCAAACCACCACUCAAGAGAAUCAAAAGAUGAAGGUUGUUCAUAUACUUCUACUAAGUUGCAGAACUGUACACACUGUUGGAAGACAACAAAUAUGAUAGUGAAAUCUCUAUUUAAGGAGCCGUUGCACCGGGUGCUGUGAAGUCCUCAAGGAUCCAUGGGACCACCCGAGUGAAUAAUGACUAGACUGUUCUCUUCCGAAGUAAAGACAAAUCUUAAUGGAACCUCUGAUGGCCAGGUCACACUGCAGGGUGGCCGGCCUUAAUGCCAGAAGAAAUGUUGGCACUGCACAUUUCUGCAAACCACAGAUAUGCUGAAACAUUUUUAAUGUCUUUAUGUUGCAACUUGUUGCAAACCUGUGGUUAGCAUUAGGAAAAGAUCAUGCUUUGGCUUAAAAUACCUGUUUUGGCAAACACAGCUGGAGAUGUCCAGAGGUCUUGUCUAACGUUACAGUCAUAGCUAGAAUUUGCCCCAGGUUCUCCCUCGUCCUCCAUCUAGCCUGUAACUCCACCACCAUCCCCACAAUUAAUUGUAGACCAACAUUUACCAUAAGCAUUUAAAAAUAUGUCAGUGAAAAUGUGGGUAGAUGAGUGAAUCAAUAAACAAAUGGAAAUGCAGGCUAACAUGCUAACCAGCUCGCCCCAGUCUGUCACCAUGCUUAUGACGGUCUAAUAUUCAACUCUUAACAACAACUCAUUGUUGAUUUUAGAAAGAAUGUGAACUGUCUGACAGGAAGAAACUCUGGCUGCUGUGGGACUUUUCCUCUCAUUAGGCUUAUGCUCACAGUUCAGUUAUCUGCCUCCAUCAUGUUUGCAAAGCUACUGUGGAAUGUAAAGGGAAUGUGUUCAGUGAUGUAAGGUCAUAAGGGCGGCAUAGAGCAUGAUUAAUCUGUGUUAUGUUUCUCUGUUUGUUGCUAUGUUUCUUAAUGUGUUACUUUUUCUUGAGUUAUAUUGACAGCCCAGUUUAAUUCCAUUUCUUUAAGCGAAUUAUCAUCUUACAAUCCCUGUAAACCAGUCAUCUUUUGUGAGGCAGUGUAUACUCUGGCAAGGCAGGGUAACCAUAGAGUGGAUGGUGCGACACAGCUAAUGGGCUAUUAUAGCUACCUAUGUUUUGGACUGUCACCACUCUUUUCCCAAAACUGUCACUACUGUCAGGACGAUUUACUUUCACUCUGCAGUGCUAAUAUGUGAGCCAAAAUUCACAAAUGCAUGGAUGAAUUACACCUGAACUGCACAGAUAUUUUUCAUUGAAGUUAAUUGAUGUUGCUCCCAAAACUGUGCUGUGUGCUGUUGUGACCGGGCCAGUAAGGAGGUGUUUAUGAUGUGAUUUCAACAGUCAAAGUUGGCUUCUUUUAACCAUGGCUGCAAUUUUCUUUUGUUAUUCUUAACAAACCAGCAGUUUCCUAAAUCUGACCAAACCUUAACCUUUGGGAUUGCUGAUCAGAAACUGUGCGUAUCAGUCCUUUCUUGUUAAAUCUUGGUAAUGUACACUCCAGCAAACUUUGAAAAUGCUGAUACCUUACAUUUCAUUAUGUGCCAGCUUUAUGUUUAUUUAGGUUCAGUUUUAAAUAUUAUCUUGUUUAAAACACUGGGUUUAUGGUCUGGUAAGGUUUAAGGCACAAAACCACUUGGUUAAGAUCAGGGGAAGAUCAUAUUGUUCCUUGAAAUACCUGGAUGUGUCACCACAAACACAACUGGAAAACGUCCUGUGAAAUUAUUAAGUUUCCAUUGGUUUCCUUUUUUUUUAUUAUAAAUGUUUAAAACACCAACUUGAAUGUCAGCUCAUAAACAUGUAAUGUUAAUUUGAUAUGAUAUUGUCGAAAUGUUGACACGAUAUGUAUAACGUACAAAUUUGAACGCUUUGGUUUGCUGGAAUGUGAAGUGCCAUCAUGUAACUGUGGCGACCACCCCCUUUUGUUGUUCACGUUUUCAUUUCAUUUGUUUUGUUUUUUUCAAGAUAAAUUGCAGCAUCAACUUUCCAACCCAUUUGUUCGCUCAUAACGAAGCAAAUGUGUCCGUAAUUACAAAGUGAUGUUACAGUGCUGCUUGUCAUGUUUUUUUGAGUUUGGUCCUGGAUUAAAAGUAAGUUGAGUCA